Scatophagus argus is the source of this 6507-nucleotide messenger RNA. It is a transcript of the gene pou3f1, whose product is annotated as POU class 3 homeobox 1. The record is from RefSeq and is a predicted model, not a curated record. The transcript has a single exon. Gene Ontology annotation, cellular component: nucleus. Gene Ontology annotation, molecular function: DNA-binding transcription factor activity, RNA polymerase II-specific; RNA polymerase II cis-regulatory region sequence-specific DNA binding. Gene Ontology annotation, biological process: brain development; regulation of transcription by RNA polymerase II. Lineage: Eukaryota; Metazoa; Chordata; Actinopteri; Scatophagidae. Bases 3023 to 4150 code for a protein of 375 amino acids.
UGUGUUUAUCUUGUCCUUGUCCACGUUACAGUGUGGUUUUAGAGUUUAAGUUUUUAUCCUGCGUGUUCGCUUCCUGUCAAGACAUCCACAGGAAAGAAACUCCUGACAACGUGAAGAAUUAAUCAGAGGUCCGUGUUUUCAGGGUGACACAAAGAAGAGACUUGUGCACUAAAGUUAUUUCUGGUUUUUAAAAAAAGAGGAAGGAGGAGGGGGGGGGGUCACCACCCAGCUUCCUCGACGCUCAUCUCUGCGGUUCGUGCUCCGUGUGCCUCACACUUUCUCUCUUUUUUUGUCAUUUUUUUUAAUCCAUCAUAUCGUGGUCAUUUCCAGCCGCUUUUUUCCUGUACGGCCUGUCAUUCCCCACUAAAGUUCUCUGUGACCCCUUUCUUCGAGCGCACCAUGGAAACCUAGUGCGCCCUGGCAAAAAUGCACCUCAGCGCACACAAGGCCAUAUUCUUUACAAAAGGGCCAAAGCAUCUGGAUCUUUCUUUUCCAGCAGCUCCUCGCCGGCAUGGCAAAGCACAAGCCUGGGUCUGUGUGGCAGAAACCACUGCUUUUUAUAGACUGGGAGACAAGAAUGACUGAAUGGCUAACGCGUCUUCAUUAACUGAGAGCUGCGCGGAGCUCCGGUCCCUUACAGCAGUGACACACAGCCGGUGAGGUCUCUCAGGAGUUUACGGCGCAGAGAAAAGACUGUGACAAUAAGAAAUGUCCUGGCUGGGGUUUCCCCAUUAACGAGUCGCGUUAAGAGUAGCGUUGUCCAUCAUUGUCUUACUGGUUAUUUUUGUUUUACAUAUUAUAUGGCUCGCCCGGGUGUAUUCUCUCAGUCAUUAAUUACACAAAGUAAUGUUUAGUUCAGUAAAUGCAUGUUUUGGUAGGUUAUGACUUCAAUCUAUUCUAUCUUGAAAUUAGUCGAUUUAAUCACGCGAAUAAUUUGUUUCUCGAGAAGUCAAGAAAACCAAUAUUUGCACACGUUCAUUACAAGUGUUUCUUAAAAUGGGACGUUUGUUAUCGGGUGAUUUGCAUUAAAAUCAUCAUCACAUAACUUCAAAUCUGAGUUUGUUGCUAAUGAAUCGCCCUCAAACGUCACUCAGAUAACUCGCGCGGAUUGUCUCCCACUCGUCCCAAAUAAAUAUAUAAAGGAUGGGUGGACAAAAACCACGCCUUUCAAGAGAUGAUGACGAGCACCUGUGACCCCGACAACAUUUUCCACACACACACACACACACACACACACUCUCACUACAUUGUUAACGCUGGAGACGAGAGGUACAGCAAGGACGCGGUCACAGCAGAAAGGAGACAACUUACCUUUUAGUCAUGUAGUCCCGGAUUAAAAUGAACACUAGAGCCGAGUCGUCCUGUAAAUAGAAAGAAAAUAGUCGCAUGGGGAAGAUGACAACAAACAAACACGCGGCAGAGAUAAAAAGGCAAAACAUUGCUUUCAGGUAAAUGAUUAAAAUGGGAGUGUUGCGCCUGAAAAACCUUCCAAAAAGCUCCUGUUUUAGAAGGAGUGGAACAUGUGCCUGAUUGCAGAGUUUUAGGCGAAUGGAACGGGAGAGAUGUAAGAUUUGUUUAAAGCCCCGCAUUUCCAUUUAAGAACGUGAUUGUGUUUGCAAAGAUCCCUUUCAAUCUUCGCAUCUCCCCCCACUCUCCCUACCCCUCAGCGUCUCUGAGGCUGCUUUGCAAUUCAUAGAAUUGGUAAUUUGCUAUUGGGACAAAACGUGAAGGGAAAAAUAAUCAGAUCAAGCGGGAGAGGUAGUGAGGAAGGAGCCAGAAGGAAGAAACACAAGGUUUCUCUCUCCAAGUUGCUGCUUAGUAAAAUGCUUCGAGAGGUAAAUGAUAUAAGAAUAUAGCCAAUUUUAUUUUCUUGAAACGGUUCAAUGUACAUUUACAGGACUGAGGAGAUCCAGAACAACUGCAGCAGCUUGACAGCGAGGAUGCAGUGUCAUAUAAAAAUUAAAUUAGACUGCUCAGUGAUAAAUUAUGAAUGAUUAUUAUCGGAUAUGGCACUAAACCUUUGCUAACGGCUAUGUGAUUGCGUUCAGGAUUUUAAAGUAAGAUACUGAAUGAUGUGAAUAAAUUGUGUGUAAUAUCUGUCACCUGCACUGUGUGCGUGUGUGUGCGCGCGCGCGUGUGUGUGUGUGUGGAGAGAGAGAGAGAGAGAGAGAGAACGAGCGUAUCUUGGCCUAUCAUAAGUGGGUGGUGAUGAUGAGAUCAUACAACAUUGAAAAUUACCGAGACAAUACAAAUAAAUGACAUACGCGGAGGCUUUGAAAUAGAGCAAAUACUUUCAACAUUUGUCACACAUUUCCAGCAGCAUUCACAGACACAUGACUUAUUUACACGCCUCUCGUCGUGUGGGUGGCUGCGAAGCUGGAGCAUCGCGCCUUAUAAUCUGUUUAAAAUGAGGAGCGCUAUAAUCAUCAGUGACCUAUUAUAAAAGGUGCUCGGGUGUGUGUGUGAGUGCAUGCGUGUCUGUUGGAGGAGGAGGAGGAGGAGGUUUUGGGGAGGGUGUGUGUGUGUGUGUGUGUGAGGGGGGGGUAACCCUUCAAAAAGAUCUCCGUACUCCCCCACGUGGUUAUUUGCAAAACAACCGAUCUAAACUCAGGGAAACCUAAUCAAACCCCUCUGCAGCCCCGCUUCACCUUCACUGGAGAGAAGAAAUCUAACAGACUAACGGAAGUUUGUUUUUUUUAUCCUCAGCGCGAGUAUAGAAAUGAGAGGGUUUUGCUGUUAAGACUCGAAAGAGACAUUUAAUAAAUAGAACAUAUGUUUUUUCUAUAACAUAUGUAAGAUCGGAGCUCUGUCGAGUCCUGUGCGAAAAAUGCGCUGUUCCACGCUCUGAAGCCCUGCGCCUAUUGAAUAUGUCCCCAGUGGGCUUGAAUCGGAGAGGAGCCAAUACAAGCGGAAGGGAGGCGUGUCUUCGCUCUUCCCCAAGACCUCCCAGAGCAGGUUGUUGCGUUUUGGCUCUAAAGCCUGGAGACCUCCGAAGUGCUCGUCAGUUUUCGAAGUAGGAGCCAUGGCGACAACAGCUCAGUAUAUUCCGAGGAAUAACUCCUUACCGUCUAACCCACUCAUGCAUCCGGAUUCGGAUAGGAUGCACCAGGGGACGACCUACAGAGAGGUGCAGAAAAUGAUGCACCACGAGUACUUGCAAGGGCUUGCGGCUACCAACACGGGACAUCCGAUGAGCCUGACGCACCACCAGUGGCUGCCCACCUCCAACACCGACUGGUCCAGCGGCACCCACAUCGGACAGCAGGAGCACAAAGCCAGCGUGCAGGCGACCCGGGAGGACCUGAGCAGCGGCUUUCACCACAGAUCUCACCUGGUGCACCAGCAGACGCAGAGUGGCCACCAUGGUUCGUGGGCGCCCACAACGACCCACCACUUAUCCCCGCUGUCCCCAGCAUCCAACGGCCACCAGUCGCUGGUCUACUCCCAGCCUGGAUACACAAACCUCAACGCAAUGCUGAGUCCCCAGCCUGGCUCCCUGCACCAUGGCAUGCGGGACCCGCUCCACGACGAUUCGGGCAGCCACGACAACCAGAUGGAGUCGCCCCAGCAGGCGUUCAGCCACCACCAGGACCACUCGGACGAGGACGCGCCCAGCUCCGACGACCUGGAGCAGUUCGCCAAGCAGUUCAAGCAGCGGCGGAUCAAACUGGGCUUUACGCAGGCGGACGUGGGCUUGGCCUUGGGCACCCUGUAUGGAAACGUCUUUUCCCAAACCACAAUCUGCAGGUUUGAAGCGCUGCAGCUCAGCUUCAAGAACAUGUGCAAACUUAAGCCGCUCCUAAACAAGUGGCUGGAGGAGACAGACUCAAACACGGGCAGUCCCACCAAUUUGGACAAGAUCGCUGCGCAGGGCAGGAAACGAAAGAAGAGGACCUCCAUUGAAGUGGGGGUGAAAGGGGCACUGGAAAAUCAUUUCUUAAAAUGCCCAAAGCCGUCUGCUCACGAAAUCAGCACUUUAGCCGGCACUCUGCAGUUGGAAAAAGAGGUUGUGCGUGUUUGGUUUUGCAACAGAAGACAAAAAGAGAAAAGAAUGACACCAGUGGGGGUCCCUCACCCGAAUAUGGAGGACGUAUAUUCCCAAGCAGAGACCCCUCCUCUACACCGCACACUACAGAGUCCUGUGCAGUGACUGUUUUCAUGAACAAUCCCAGCAUUUCCGCAUGGGGAUAGAAAAGGCAAAAGGGACUACGGAGUUUACAGUAUUUAAGUUUGGCUUUUGUUUUUUCCUGAGAGAAAAGAGACAUGGAGAAGUUGAACAGAUGUGUUUUGCCCUUAGUAUUCGGAGAUCGACAUGUCCAACAAAUAGAUGGCAAGAGGGAAAAUGUUGAGGGGGGAAAAAAUAAAAAAAUCAAGAAAAAAAAAGAAAAAAAAAUAUUCGAUAUUACUGAUUCCGUGCGCAUUUAAAGUGAAACAAAGAUCUUUAUUUACCAAAAUUAUAUGGAGGAGACAUGCAUAUAAAGUAAAUUUUGAAAUCCCAUGGCUGUUUCAAGUGGGGAGUAAUUAAAUGUGGCAACUGAGGCCAUCUCCUCCUGGUGUACCAUGAACUGUUGGCGCUCACCAGAAUGAGGUGGUUUGCCUAAAAAAAUGAUCAACACUGGAGACGAAUAGCCUACACUGAAUGAACAUUUUGCUUUUUCAGGCUUAAACUGAUUAACCAGAUUUCUGAAUAUUAGUGUAUACUUUCUUUGUUAUAUUAAGUGUGAUGUUUUGGUUUGGAAAAUACUUUUAACUUCAGUGUCUCUCUUUCUGCAGACUGUCUAUGAUUUCGUUCAUUAUUUGCUAUAGGUACUGUAACUCAUCAGAGCAAGCCUCUACGUUUAUUUUAUUAUUAUUAUUUUUUUUUGUUUAUUGUUUACUCAGUGGGAGUUGAUGGUGGAAAAGUGAUGGAAAUUAUGGCACCCGAAAACACUCAUAUAAUUAAGGUCAGACACAUUUCAGAAAAUGUCCAAUGCAGCAGGACGUUUAAGUCCCGACUUGCACGCCUUAAAAAAAAAAAAUAAGAAAAAUAAGAAAAAGAUAUUUAAAGCUUAGCAGCUGACCACGUCGAAAUUUGCAAACAGCACCAGACGCUAAAAGGGCAAUUAAAAAAAACAAACAAACGCAUUUUCUUUUAUUUCAAUGGGAGGGGGGGUUGCUUUCAAAUUAUUGUUUUCUUUGCAUGGAGCACUUAUUCUUUCGUUGAUAUUAUUAUUGCAAUUUUAUAGGUGUUAAUAAAAUAGUGGAGCUAAUCUCCAUUGGCUUAAACACAAUAAAUCCCAUGUUUACAGGUUCCUGCUUGUCAGCUCACACUGCUUACUGCCUGCCACCCUGUCGUAUUCCAAACAUUUCGAGAGAGAUUGGUCCAAUACGAAAUGAAAAGUAAUAAUAACUCAGGUAACUUCAGUGCCCCAUGUCGGAAUAUCACGCCUGUACAUGACUGAUAUUAAUAUAAUUAUUUUUUUUUCCUCUUGUGUUUUUAGAUGUUUAAAUCUGGUUACAGUCACACCGUUUUCCUUUGUCCCAUGUAUCCAUUGUAUUAUAUUAAAACGCUGGAUUCGGAGAAAAGAAAAAUAAUGAUUCCUUUAGGGAAAGCGAUGAAGUGACUUAACUUUAGAAAUGUUUUGGGUUUUUUUUUCUGACCUGAAGGUAAAAUCUGAAAAUCUCAUGCGUUGUGUGUCAUUUAUUAAUGCUGGACCAGCCCAAAAGCCUACAGCAGUGCUAUUCACUACAGAUGAGGGAAGCGUUUUUGUUUUGUUUUGUUUUGUUGUUUUUUUUUUUCCAAGAAAAAAAAUAAUACUAAUAAAAAAAAAGAUUUUAGAGAAAAUGUUGCCAGGAUUAUUUCCAAUAUGUAAAUAUGUCCAAUAUGUAAACUUGUAUUUGUUCUGAGAUAUUGUUUUGUUUUUGUUUCUUUCCGGGCAGUUUUGUACACUUACUAAUUCCAAGAAGAUAUUUUAAUAUGAUUUCAUUUAUGAAUCUGACCAUUUAUAUAUAUAUAUUUAUUUCUUAAACGUGUUUGGAGCUUUUUGUUUAGCUCUGUUAAUGGUUAUGUUGCAGUGGAUUUCAGUCUGUUUUUUUUUUUCUUUUUAUUUACUACAUUGGUUGUAUGUUGAUUGCUAAAUGUAGACUGCAAAGUCACAUUUAUAUUUAUGUUAUAGUAAUAUUUUAUUACUUACAUAAAACAUAUAUACAAGAAAUGGUCUUUUGUCUUCAUUAAGAUCCAAACCACUCGUCCUUUUGUUGCUGUCCGUUGUGGCAUCACCAGGCAAACAAGAUGAAGCUGAUCAUAAAGUUUAAUGCUGUUCAGUGUGCAGAGCAUCGCGAAGUGGUCAGCACACCGUGUGUUCACUUUAAAUAGCAGUGAUUCGUUAUGUAACAGGGUGGGGGGGUCGUUUAAAUCAGAAGCUGUGUACAUGUGCUGUUAAAGGGAAUAGACAACAGUAUUUUACCUCAGGCGUUCCCUGCUAAGUUCACACAGUCUCUGACGUUGUUCACAUCUUUGUGUAAUAA